Pomacea canaliculata is the source of this 900-nucleotide messenger RNA. RefSeq names its product keratin-associated protein 4-8-like. The transcript is spliced from 10 exons. The record is from RefSeq and is a predicted model, not a curated record. Gene Ontology annotation, molecular function: peptidase inhibitor activity. Gene Ontology annotation, cellular component: extracellular region. The coding region runs from base 76 to 900 and encodes 274 amino acids. Lineage: Eukaryota; Metazoa; Mollusca; Gastropoda; Architaenioglossa; Ampullariidae.
GGAGACGGCCAUCCCCAGCUUUCCCUACACUACAAUUCAGACGUUUGGGUGAAAUUUGCUCCUAGACUACCGGAGAUGUUCAUCUUGUUACUUUGUGUACUGGGAUUAGCGAAGGGAUCUGAGCCACCUCUUUGCCAUUUCAAAAAUAAGACUUGUCCCUCCGGUACAAUUUGUCGCCUCUACAACGAUUUAACAACCGCCAUCAUUUCCACCAAGUGCUUAAAGUUUGGCUUCUGUCCCGACCCUCUGUGGGGGGAGCAGCAAGGGGGAGGCAAGGCUCAGUGUCAAAGGUUGUGUGAGGAGGACACGGAGUGUCCAGGAUUACAGAGAUGUUGUACCGACCUGUACGGUUGUGGCAGACAAUGUCGAGACCCUCUUCCUGAGUACACCUGUGAUACCAAGAAAUGCGAGGAGGGUCAGUCGUGCAUCAUGGAGAGGACUAAAUGCAGCGGAGAAAAUUGUCUCGUGGCCACGUGCGUCAACGCCACCUGCAGUCCUCCAUGUGACAAAGACCUCAACUGUGAGAUGGACGUGAGCCCCACGUGUACCACAGGCCGGUGUCCGCUCAUCUCCCGCUGUCUGCCAAAACAACCAGUAUGCAUGCCCAUGUGCGAUGACGGGUAUUCCUGUAUCCUGACUCAACCACCCGGCUGUGCCUCACCGCCCUGUCCUAAAGUACCCCGGUGUCGACCCCAAUGCGACCCUCACCCUGGGGGCAUCAACGAGUCCAGCUGUGGCGUGUUUGAUGUCUGUACCCCGAAUCCCGCUCCCGGUCAAAAGCUCUGCUCCAAGAGUUCGGUCUGCUGUCGUACAAUAUGCGGCUACCGCUGUACUCCAUUACCCCGUAAGGGCUCCUUGACCUCCUGUUGUGACACCAGCGCCACCUUGAGGAUACACUGA